Camponotus floridanus (Florida carpenter ant) is the source of this 7768-nucleotide messenger RNA. It is a transcript of the gene RhoGAP19D, whose product is annotated as rho GTPase-activating protein 21. Gene Ontology annotation, molecular function: phospholipid binding; protein binding. The transcript has 21 exons. The record is from RefSeq and is a predicted model, not a curated record. The coding region runs from base 542 to 7087 and encodes 2181 amino acids. Gene Ontology annotation, biological process: signal transduction. NCBI's taxonomy places the organism in Eukaryota, Metazoa, Arthropoda, Insecta, Hymenoptera, Formicidae.
UGGCCAUGUUACUGACACGGCACGAACGUCGUUCAUCGUCAUCGCGCGAGGUAGUAGCGUAGUAGGUACUCUUUGUAGUUCCGCGUCGGCGGCAACAACGACGAGGACGACGACGACGACGACAUUAGCCCCCAAGUACUCGAACUCGGCGAGAGCCGACGUAUCACGCGUAGCGCGACCCUCGCUCCCAGUAGCCGCGUCAUGUGCGUGUCCCUAGUGCCGCGGGAUUGAGACCCCCUUCGUGUGUCAGAAGGAAGAGAGCCGGGAGGAGGGAAGAAAGGAUCGAGAGAGGAGAGGCUCGUCGGAUCCUCGGCGAGUAUAAUGCAUCCCGGGACGGCGGCCGCAGCUCGCCGCCGAUGCGACCGCGGGCUCCGGAAGAGGCGCCAGGCCAGGUCGUGCCCCCGACCGCGCAGCAACGACUCCGACAUCGCCGUCGGACGUGGAUGAGAGGAGGCGUCUCGCGUCUUCGUGUGCCAGCGGAGGCGCUGCGAACGGCCGCGAACCGCGCGCGUAAUAUUUUUCUCUACGAGGACAAGGUGCAAUGGCUGACGACCGAAAUAACCACCGGGGCUUCGUCACACGGCAGUCACACGUGGUCGGGCAUUCGUCCCCCCCGCCGCCUGCUCCCGCGUCGGUCCCUGGUCCAGGUGGUCCGGUAUCCUCUCGGUCCGUUCAGAAGGAGAAUUCUCCGCCCCGUGGUCCACGAACCCUCCUGCUCAGGCGCAGCGAAAAUGGAUACGGAUUCACGCUCCGGCACUUCAUCGUCUACCCGCCCGAGUCCUGCUGCAUGUUGCCGGGACACGAGCGGACCAAGAUCGACGAGCCCAUGGACACGAUCUUCGUGAAGCAAGUGCGGCCGAAUUCGCCGGCAGCCGAGGCGGGGUUGCGCACCGGUGAUCGCGUCGUCUCCGUCGACGGGAAGCCUACCCGGGGCGAGCAAUACGCCAGCGUGGUGCAACGCAUUCAGCAAGCGGGACCGUGGCUACGUCUUCUCGUGGUCUCCAAGGACGACGAUAUCCUGCAAAAGUAUUUCGGCGAGACGGCGCACAAUCCCGAGACGAAUCAACGACCACGACUGCGUUCCCCGGAGAGGCUAUCGCAGAAGCAACGCAGAUCAAUCAGCAGCAUGAUCCCAGGCUCAUCGCCGGGAACGCGGCAGUCCUGGGUCUGUUCUUUACCGUUGUCCGAGAGUCCGAGUCAUCUCGAGGAGGCAGUGUGCAGGAACCAGCGGGCUGCUUACACGGAUGGCAGAAUGCCGCCGACAACAAUAUCUCAGAUUCAACCGAUCGCAGAAUCUCAGAUGACGAAGGUGUUGCAGCAACAACGGAAGGGUAUGCCGGAUGUAAUGUACGAUUCUUCGGAGGAGUCCAGAAUUCCGGGAAGGAAGAUGCAAUUGCUACACGAGGAUAACUCGCAGUCGAGCGGUCGCUCGUCUCAGGAUUCAAAGUACGAUCUGUACGACAGAACACGGUCCGAGUCGGUGUACUCGCGGCCGAGCAACGAGCAGCUCUACGACAGGAUCAACGAUCCAAUUUACGAGCGUGUACGCGUCAGCGAGCAUUAUCCGCAGCAUCAUUACUAUCAACAGCCGUCUCUGCUGCGUUAUCCGAUGUCGCAGGCGGAGCCGCAGGUGCCAAUCUACCGACCAGUCAAGCGAAUGGUGGCGCGACGCGCCAGCGAGGGCAGCGGGAUCACUAAUGAUUCUGAAACGGCGAGCUACGGCAGCAUCGACGCCUUGAGAUCGAGCGAAUCUAGUAGAUUGAGCAUCGAAUCGAGACGGGACUCCUCGCCUGUUGCCAGCAAAGACAGCAGCACGUCACCCUACGAUUCUAAUUCGACUCUGACCGGGAACGAGUGCUCCGACGAUUCUGUCAUUAUGAAUAGACUGCGUAAGAGCUUCGAGCAGAAGGAGGAAUUUCUGCGGCGACCGAGUCAUCCGAUCGGCUGGUCUUCCGAGCCGCUGCCAUCGCUGCAAAACUUCAACCAAGCCGCGGUGAUUCAGAGGGAAUUUUACGCGAGGCCGCAGAAACUGCAAAGACCAAUCUGGCCACCCGGCCAGAACGAACAGAGACAGCAGUCCCCCACGAGAAGAGCCUCUCUGGAGAGAAACGUUGCUGCCAAGUCCAUCGUGAAUCUAAUGAAUAAGCCGUCGAAUCAGAGCGUGCAGAGAAUAAAAGAUGUAGACUCCAACUCCGAGUAUUCCAAGUCGCGGAACGAUCAACAGAUCGGGGACAAUCAAUCCAUCGUUGAAGACCAUUCUUAUUCGCCUCUCUACGAUAACGAGCUCAUUAUGAAGGAGCAGCAAUACCGAGGCACGGGCAAGGGUAAUUUUGUCAGCAUCCUAUCUAGAAUACACGAGAACGUUAGUACGAAUCAGCAACAGACAUCUCAAGAAGCGAGAAACGGUUCUUCUUCGUUGCCGUCUUCGCCGGGGCCGGACAAGAAGCCCGGCAACGACACCAAGUUUCCGAUACCGCCACAAGGUCUACAGAUCGUAUCGAGACGCGCCAAGCAAUUCGAGUCCGGUCGUUUGUUGAGCGACGAGGACGAGCCUGCUGGCGAUCGGACGAAUCUUUACAAGAGCGAAUUGUCUCGAUUAUCCAACAAGAGAAGUGUACCGAAUGUGGCUGUGCGGAAACGUGAGUUUGAGUCCAAAGCUGAGAGUCAGGAAACAAGAAGAAUACCGGCCAGAGAAACCAAGUCUCUCGAUACUGGUCCAGUAUUGACAGGCAACAGAAUAAUUCCUAUAGGCAGCAAACAUAUCCAUUGCGAGCCACCGGCCGACUAUAGAGAGAGUAAAGACAUGCCUUCCAUGGAGGCAGAAUCAGUGCGAUUGAGGGCACGCAGCAACAGCGCGGAGUCCUGGGAAGCUACGAACGGUCCGGCACGAGGCAGCUGCGCCAGGCACACGUGGCAGACCGCCGACGAGGAAGGUAGCAUCGAGGACGACGCCUAUCGCAAGCAAGAUAGUUAUUUGCAGCCAGCCAAAUUGCUGCAAGUCGCGCCGGUCAAUGGUUCUUCGCCCAACGGCUCGACCAAUAACGCCGUAGUGCUUAGGCGACAGAAGAAUGCACAGAUCACUGACGAGGACCGUGCCACCAGACGAGUCUCGUAUCUGAAGGCGACGUGGGGCGAACGAAUGCACGUUGACAGCGAUCUGGAGCUCAGCGACUCGGAACCCGUUCACAUUCACAGAAGCGCGCAAAGACGAUGGCGGCCGCCGUUAUUUCCGAGCGACAUUACGCCUCUGCGACGCAUCUUUGAGGAUAUGACGCAGGCCGCGUCCUUACAUCGAAACUCUCAUCAUCGCAACAGUAUCGUUGUACCGCAUAAUACAUCAAACAGCUACGAUGCAAAGGAUGCCGAACAGGUGGAACGGGAGGGAAUCCUUCACGUGAAAUUUACAGUACUCGAUGGCAAGCGAUCUACCGAUCGUUCCUGGAAGCAGGUCUGGGGUGUUCUCCGUGGUCCUAUAAUAUAUUUUUACAAGGAUCGUCAUAGUCAGAGUCCUUCGUUGAGCACCGAAAACGAGGGAAGUGCGGGACAAAGCGUCGACGUUAGAUGUUCCGUCGUCGAUGUCGCCGAGGACUACACGAAACGGAAACAUGUGUUGCGAGUGGCAAAUCCUACAGCAGAGGUGCUUUUGCAAACCGAGGACGCGGCAUCUAUGGCGCUCUGGUUAAGGUCACUUCAUUCUCACGCCGCCGCGGAAAGAUCAUCGGAUGCCGUAUCCUGCACGUCGAAACAACAGGCCGUACCACAGACACCGACAGGACCGACGACUCCAAGCGGCAGUGUUUCUCCGAGCAACGGCCAAAAAUUGAGCCCUUUGCCGAAUCACAAGGGCAUCAAGAAGCUAACGUCGUUUAGGAACCGAUCGCCAACGGGACAAUCGCCCGUGAAUAAAACGCGCAAGCCGAGUAAUCAGACGCUGGAACCCUUACCGUCGCCCAAAUCAAAGACUUGGAAGGGAAGGAUGGCAAAACAAUUCAAAAAGAUGCAUAGUCAAGCCGGAGGCGCGCCUUCCUCACCUACGGCGCAAAUGCCGCCUGAAGGGGCUACCUUCAAAGUACCACUCGAACUCUGUCCGCAGUCGACAUUCUCCGAAUACGUACCGCUGAUUGUCGAGAUGUGCACGAGUAUUGUUGAAGCGAGAGGUCUCGAGGUCGUAGGGAUCUACAGAGUACCCGGAAACACGGCCGCGAUCUCCCAGCUUACGGACAGCGUUAACAAAGGAUUCGAGAAUAUCAACUUACAGAUGGAUCCAAGAUGGAGUGACGUCAAUGUAAUAUCAUCAUUGUUGAAGUCAUUCUUCCGUCAACUUCCCGAUUCCUUGCUUACCGCAGAGUUGUAUCCCAUGUUUAUUGAUGCCGAUAAGAUAGAAGAUCCACAGAGACGAAUGAUCACGAUACGGAAAUUAUUGCGAGAUCUUCCAGAACAUCAUUUUGAGACGCUAAAGUAUUUGAUGCAACAUCUGAAGAAAAUAGUCGAUCAUAGCGAGAUCAAUAAAAUGGAAGCCAAGAAUCUGGCCAUAGUUUUCGGACCAACGCUGGUGCGAGCGAGCGGUUCUAGAGACAAUAUGGUUACCAUGGUUACCGAUAUGUCGCAUCAAUGUAGAAUAGUCGAGAGUUUGUUGAAUAACGUCGAUUGGUUCUUCUCGGAGGAUGAUCUAGACGACUUGAGCAGAUUGAGCGUAAAUUUAAGCCUUCCAACAGAUAGUUGCGAAGUUGAGCCAACAUCCAAUCACAAUCUUCUAUUAAACAAUAUUCAGAAAGUGGAAGGCUCACGCGACAUGGCAUCCGCUAAGGACAUUGUAUCAUCAAUCAUAUCUGCGGCUAACAAAAAGAUUCAAAGAAGACGAAAAAAUCAAGACGAAAUCGAUAAUAGUGAACAUGAGAACGAUAAGGCCAAAUCGAAGCAAGAGUUGGAGAAUUCGCCGACAAUUCGACAGAGUAUGGCUUUAAACGAACGGCAGUGUUCCGUCAGCGAAAUCGUACAGAUGCAUGAAAGCAAGACUCAUCAAUCGAAUCAUUCUACGGAUCGUUCCGAUCGAUCCCUAUCGGUCGAUUCUAAUAAUAUCAGUGGUACGUCGAGUAACGGAGCAUCCCCAUCGAAUCGUUCCAAGUACGCGAAUCAGUCUGCACCGCCGUCUGUGGACUCUUCAAGACUAUCGAGCGAGACUGGUCUAAGUUCAACGGAAACAGGCUCCACUGCAUCCGGCGGAUCUAACCAGACGAGGCAGAGCAAUGACGAAAUAGCGAUACUGACGUACACCGGUUUGAGCGCGACCACACAGGAGAGAGUGCGGAAAUUCGAGGAAGAGACGAAGGCGAUGUUGCAGAGGGAUCAACAUCGACAGCGGCUCGAAGCGGAGAAGCGAGAGGAGGAGAAACGAAGAAUCGAAAUAGAAUGGCAAUUGGCGAAGCGAGAGAUGGAGAACGACGAUCUGCUCGAUAGUAUAGUCGACACGACGGUAUCGCCGAGUUUGCUGUCGGAACGUCUGUCCAGUUUGAACGAGAGACUCGCCGAUGAAUCAUUGCUGGACCUAUCAGAAAGAUCGCAAGUCAGAUCGCGAUCGACCACGAGACCACCACUGUCAAUAGCCAUGCAACAGCAAUCCGCGACGCACCAGAAAGCGCAAGCAACCAAUCAACUGACUAGUUUGUUAGGGGAGAAGAUGAAUAACGGCGUCAUUAAGAAGUUCAAGACGGAUAAGGACCCGUCAACAGAGUCGAUCUGUUUACCGCCAGUUCGAUACGGCAGUCUGGAUUCCUUGCACGAGGUUCACAAUCUCUCGCAGUCCUCUCCGUCACCAUCGCAGCAGCAACGAGGCAUUUCCGGCGAUGGCUCAGACGAUGGUAGCGACCUUCUAACCAGCCUCACCACCACGUUCGAUCGCAAAUGGAGGUCUCUCGUCAAUCAAUCGUCGACUCAAGCGCAGUCUCCUCCGGAAUCCGCGUCCCAUAAUAAGGAUGGCAUCUCCGUGGAGCGGGAGCAAAAGCCGAGCGCGUCCCCGAAAUUCCGAUAUCCAUCUACGGAAGCCUAUCGUAAUCCCAGCCUUCAUAAAUCGCUCGACAAGUGCCACAUCUCCCGCCCAAAGGACGACGCUCCCGAGAAGGAUACCGAUUCUACGGUGAUCGACAAUACUCCGCAUUCUUCGGAAUCAAUCAUGCCGAAUAACGAUAAGCAGAGGCCGGACACGAAUCACGCCACGGAGAAAACGAUGACGGAGAAGACUCCGGAUUCGAGCGAGAAGGACGAGGACGAUCGGAGGGAUGCAGACGAAGAGGGAGAUUAUCCCCGCGCGGGAAACCCAAGACAUUACGAAUCGACGAGCGAGAAGAGUAGUAGAUGCUCGGAGAACGAUGUCGAUGCAAAAUUGGACGCCAAGGUUCAUCAUUACGAGACCGGAGAUUCCAGUUAUUCCAACAAGCUGAAAAAAUUUGAAAGCCUGACGAGCUCCGAGGUAAGAUCCCGCCUGAAACGAUCGGAAUCAUUGAACAAGAGAACGUCCGAAAAUACUUGCUCCCGAUUAAAAAGAUCGGAAAGCUUGAAUAAGCACUCGACCGAGAGGCCGUUGCUGCUUAAACGAUCCGAGAGUCUGAACAAACAUUCCGGUGAUAGAUCGGAGUCGCCAGGCAGCAGGCUGAAACGUUCCGAAUCGCUGACCAAGACUGAGAAGACCGAGUGUAACAUCAGCAAGCGGCGACAAUCGGUGCGGAAGGAAAGCGCCACGAAGCUAAAGCGGAAGAACGGAAUGUCGGAACGGUCGAUUAAACGGAGACAUACGGUCGGCGGUACCAAGGAUUUUGACAAGGUGCAUUGGCUCGAUAACAAAUUACAGUCCGAGGCCGAGAGGAUCAUCAGAAGCGAUUACAGACCGAAGAAGAGCCAGCUUAGAACCAGCUCACCCGAUCUGAGCGCCAAUCGCGUUGGCAUGGCUGACACGAGCUUCUUGAUCGAGGUGAGCUUUCGUGGACCCAGCAACGUUGUCUUCAACGUAACCAACGCCGCGAGGCCGCAGUCAUUGCCGGAUGCGAAUAUCGCGUCCAAGGUUUUCAAGGUGCCCCUCGAGAGCCACGUAUAAUAUAUGCUCGAAUAAAUUACUCGACAUUUUCUAUUCAUUUUUGAAUAAUACAUGCAACAUUGUUGCUGUACCUGCCGUCAUUUUUAAUAUCUCUGUACCGGUUUAUAUCCUUGAAUCAUAUCAACUUUUAUAUAUAUAUAUAUCUCAUGAUAAAAUAUCUAAAUAUGAUAAAAAUAUCUUGAUAAUAAUCGUUUAAAUUCUCGUUUGCCGACAUGAUUCAUUGAUUGUCACUCGCCAACGUGCCAAAGAAUCAUCACUCUAUGAAUCGUUAUCAAUAAUUCAUUUCAUAAUAAUUAUAAUAAAUUGAAUAUGAAAGAAUUUAGACACUAUCAUCUUCUACACAGUUUUUGACCAUCGAGUUAGAUUAAUGUACAAUGCGAGGAUCGUUGCAACGCGAAAAUUGCUUUGUAUUAGACUCUAUUUUAGAGAAAAAGACAAGGACACUCUCUUUACCGAUCUAAUGGAAAUAGCAAACGCUAAAUGGCAUUGGAGAAACGUAAGAAAGUUAUUUUAGCAGUUUUAAUUGCAUUAAUUGUAGUAUUUGCAUCGUGUCAAUUAUAUACGUAUUAUCAUACUUGUGAUUUGUGAUUGUGACAUCUUUUGUACAUAAGAUAUAUGUAUAAUGCGGGAUAUAUUAUAUAUGAGCCGAUUGAAUAUUAUUAUAUAUUCAAUCGGCAUAAG